Zophobas morio is the source of this 563-nucleotide messenger RNA. RefSeq lists its product as uncharacterized. Bases 206 to 457 code for a protein of 83 amino acids. The record is from RefSeq and is a predicted model, not a curated record. The transcript has 3 exons. NCBI's taxonomy places the organism in Eukaryota, Metazoa, Arthropoda, Insecta, Coleoptera, Tenebrionidae.
AAGUAGCAGCAAAUGUUCUCAAAUACUUCUUAACCUUACUUAAACAGUUUAAUUUACAUUACGUUUUUCUCACUCCAGCACAACCAUCAGCAAACGGUUGAUGGAUUUGCUUUGUUCGAAUAAUUUGUAUGGUUUAUUUUAUCAAAGAAAGCUUUAAUCAACCAAUGACUGAAAUUGUGGUUAAUACCCAACUUGGAAAUGGUCUAUGAGGCUUGCAGUGUUAGUUAGCUGGCUUCAACUGUUCUCAUCGCAUACUAAUGCAACGCCUCAAUCUUCUUCCGGAACCGGACAGGCAGGAGGAGGAGGACAGGGAGAAGCUGGUGCGGGUGGUAAUUUUGGCGCCGGCGGUGGAUUUAACGUUGGAGGAGGGUUCGGCGGAGGAUUCGGAGGAAAAGCUGGUGGUGGUGCUGCUGGUGGUGCCGAUGGUGGUGCUAAAGGAGGCGGCGGUCAACGCUAGGAUAAUAGAAUCUACUUCUUGUAUCAUUAAUGGCUGGCAAUAAAUCAGGAAUAAAAUGUGUAAGAUAAGCACUUUGGUCUAUCUUAUUGCAAGUGUUGAUAAAAAU